This is a messenger RNA of Engraulis encrasicolus (European anchovy), 1235 nucleotides long. It is a transcript of the gene ncf4, whose product is annotated as neutrophil cytosolic factor 4. Gene Ontology annotation, molecular function: superoxide-generating NADPH oxidase activator activity; phosphatidylinositol binding; protein binding. The record is from RefSeq and is a predicted model, not a curated record. NCBI's taxonomy places the organism in Eukaryota, Metazoa, Chordata, Actinopteri, Clupeiformes, Engraulidae. The coding region runs from base 98 to 1144 and encodes 348 amino acids. Gene Ontology annotation, biological process: phagocytosis; superoxide anion generation; respiratory burst. Gene Ontology annotation, cellular component: NADPH oxidase complex; cytoplasm. The transcript is spliced from 10 exons.
UAGUUCACUUCCCAUUAGACGUCUGUCCUGGCGCAGCCUUCCUUUUCAUAAAAACACCUUCACCUCGAAACGGAAUUCAUCAAACACUUCAAAUAAAAUGGCGCUUCCGCGCCAACUUCGAGAUGAAAGUGAUUUCGACCAGCUUCCAGAUGAUAUUCCAAUCAGUGCAACCAUUGCAGAUAUUGCAGAAAAGAAGGGAUUCAUCGUUUACUAUCAAUUCGUGAUAGAUGUGAAGACCAAGGGUGGGAACAAGUAUCUAAUUUACCGUCGCUACCGCCAGUUCUUCACCCUGCAUCAGAGCCUGGAGCUGAAGUUAGGAGAACAGUCCAGCCGCUACACUGUGACUCUCCCCACCUUACCAGGGAAGGUGUUCAUGGGUAAUAAACAGGAGAUAGCUGAGAACAGGAUCCCAGAGCUCAACACAUACAUGAAGAAGUUGCUGAGUUUGCCCACAUGGGUGCUGCUGGAUGACCUGAUCCGCAUGUUCUUCUACCAGAUGGAGUCCGACUGCCAGCAGGCGCCCCGGACCCUGCGUCGCCUCCGGCCCCCCACACGGAAAGUGAAAUCUGUCAAGCCCAAAACUGACCUCCUGUCUUCACCCAGAGCUGAGGCGAUGUUUGACUUCAACGGGAGCGGAAAACUGGAGUUGAGCCUGAAGGCCGGCGAGGUGAUCUUCCUGCUCAGGAGAGUCAACGCAGACUGGCUGGAGGGCACGGUGCGAGAGAGGAUCGGCAUUUUCCCAGAAUCCUUUGUGAAGAUCAUCAAGCCACUGCCGGGUAGCGAUGGCGAGGAGGAGGAGGAGAAGGGAGCCCAAGUCAGCACCUACAGCUGCCUACGAUGCUCCCUGCUGCAGCCACAAGGCGUAGACCCCAGGGAUGUGUGUGUCGAAGAGGAUCUUUCCACUCAGCCCACCUACCAGGAGCUACUGUCACGCAUGAGAGAGCUCUUCAAGAUGGAGGACAUCGCCCUGAACUACCGUGACGCCGACGGCGACCUGGUGCGUAUCCUGGACGACGAGGACGUGGCCCUGAUGGUGUGGGAGAGCAAGGGUCAGGGGUCAAAGAAGCGGCCCGUCAACCAGUACCCCUGGGAGCUGCUCGUCACCCUGGCAACCGACCUCACUGCAUACAACACUGAGUACUAGAGGAAACCAAAGGGUGGUGUGUGUGCACACUUAUGUCUGCAUGUGUUUGUGACAGUGUGCUUCUCUUUGUGUGUGUGUGUGUGUGAGUGAG